Molecule: messenger RNA, 1272 nt
Organism: Hydatigera taeniaeformis
Lineage: Eukaryota; Metazoa; Platyhelminthes; Cestoda; Cyclophyllidea; Taeniidae
Source: the annotation of a GenBank genome assembly
AUGCAAGCUGUUAUAUUGGCCCUUCACGAUUCGUCUUAUCUUCGUCAGCUGACCACAUCUGGUAUAGUUGGUCAACUUCCUCUUGGGAAACAAGGCUCACUUCUCUCAAAUCUUGUCGGGGUAUUUGAAUCUGCCGGUAUCGUAGAUCCAAUUAUUAUAUGUCGAUCUGGUGACUCAAAACAUAUCGAGAAGUGUCUUUCUCAAUCGCAUAGUUGUAUUAUUGUCGAAGUAUCUGCGACACUCAGCAUUCCUGAAUGCCUUUAUCGUGUCCGGGAUCAUUUCACCUGUGUCCCCUUCGCUCAGUACGUGUUUCUCACAUAUGCAGAUGUUGCGGUCACGGAGUUAGACCUCCGUGAUCUUUUUCUGAGGAUGGUUCGUACUAAAGCAGAGAUUGUAGCUUUGGCCUCACCUUACACUGCAGAUGCGAAGCUUCUCAAAAUGGCUAGGGGCACACAUGACUUAAUGGUGUUGGAUGACAAAGACGAGUCUCUUGUUAUGUAUGUACCCGCCUUGGAGCUGAAGAAGCAGAUACGCAUACCGAAGUCAAUAAUGUCUUCCCAUAGCAAUUUGACAUGUCGAGCAGACCUUCAUGACGUCGGACUGUAUCUGCUCUCCGGAUAUGCACUAAGGAUGUUAGAAUACGAUAGAGACGAUGCCGGCCUGCGAAAGUCUUUCUUCAAACACAUUGUCAACGUUGAACAGCACAAAUCCUUUCAAUUUGACACCAACUCAAUGACAAGUCAAAUACCAAAAUCACUUCGAUACUCACAGGAUGAGAUGUCACAAUACGCCAAAGUUGUCAUCUCAGUUCUCGAGAAUGCACCGGUAUGCCGUCGCAUUGACUCGGCUUCCAGCUACCUGGAUGCUGUCAAGAUGCUUCGAGAAAAGUAUCCACCAGAGAACACGAAAGUUGAAAAAUCGGCCCCAGCUGGUAGCGCUAGUGACCGUCAGGUUGGCAAAGUAGUUGAUACCAUGCAGGGCGAGGGAUGUAGCUUCGCUGUCGGAGCGCUUAUCCGGUCCUGCAUCAUUUGCUCCAAUUGCACUGUGGGCCAGGGUACCCGACUCUUCAGCUCUGUUCUCCUCUCUGGUGUUGCGGUGGGCAUUGGGUGCAAGGUCACGAACUGUGUGAUUGGAGAAGGCGCGACAAUUGAUGAUGGCUGCAAUCUUAAGGACUGCACAGUAGCCGCACAUCAGCGCAUACCUGCAAAAUCGGUAAUGCAGUCAGAAAACAUGGGUUUCUCCGAAAUUGACUUUGAUAACCUGACCAUAUAA